Molecule: messenger RNA, 1648 nt
Organism: Lingula anatina
Lineage: Eukaryota; Metazoa; Brachiopoda; Lingulata; Lingulida; Lingulidae
Source: RefSeq, a predicted model, not a curated record
AUACAUACUAGUACACAACCUGAUCCACAUUGAUUUCAAAUGCCGUCCAUUCUGGCUUUCCACUUGCUUACGUAAAUCUGUUAUUCAGAAGGUAUUAUGCAGACUGGUUUGGAGAUGAAGGUUGAUUUCAGGGCUGUAAAAGGGAGCUCAAACUGGGGAUACAACAGACCAUUUUUUUUCAUCUUUAUUUGUUUUUAACUCUUUCGAACUACGGAGUCUUUAUACAUAAAGAGUGCUACAAAAUGAUAAUCUGAGGGAGAAUACAGACUUGACCUAGCAUGCUGUGAUGUUAGACCUAAAUACAAGAAAACUGACCUGCACUGUUGGAUUUGGUACUCAGACCAGUUGUUUUCUCAGACAUAGUAAGAAAGAGGAGUAAACAGUAAGGUGGAUUUUCAAAAAAUACACUUUAAAACAAAGAACAGGAAAAGGGAAAUAUAUGCAUCUUUGGACUGAUGAAAGUUAAGCUAUGGGUAAAACAGAAGAAGCUGCAGUUAAGAAAUACAUUGAGUGGGAAAAAGCAAGAUCUGUCUAUGAAGAGCACAAAAAAAUCGUCUACAAACUUGGCUCAGACUAUCAGUCUGUUUGCAAGAACACAAAAUCCAACAAGGAAGGAUUCAAACAGCUUCAGAGAAUUAUACAAGACUGCUGGCUCCAUCUGGAGGAUUUGAGGAAAAAGAUGGAGGCUGAAGCGUUUCAAGAAAAGACACCUCCCGAGAAGAGAGAGAGGCUGGUGAAUCUGACAAAAGCCUUUGCAGACAACGCUAGAAAACGUAAGGCACAAGCAAAGAAGGAAGCAGAGCUAAUGCAGAAAUACACAGACAUGCGCAAAAAUGUUGUCCUGGCAGAAACGGAGCGCAUGGACGUCGACAUCAAAAUAUAUCACGAGGAAAACCACCACAUCCGAGAUUCUGUCCACCUGGCCAUUCAAAGCUACAAGGAACCGCUACAUCAGACUUUUUUACGAAUCAUGCACAGCGAAGGCACGUGCAUUGCAUGCUACUCGUGUUGUGCUUACUGCUGCUAUUCGGAACCAAUGUACGGAGUUUACGAGGAUUUAAAAACACGUAUAGAGAUGCUGGUGCAGAGGAAAUUUGUUUACUAAGGAGUCUGUGCCCAAGAAACUUUAUAGCACUUUCAGGGUCUCAGAAUGUUACUGCACAAAACAGAAACAGUGGCCAGAAACUGAUAAAUUUAUACAUUCUGACUCGAACAUUGUCUCAAUUUCAUAGGUAUUUGGCAUGUGUCGAUUAUUUAAGUAGCAACAUGUACUAUUCGUAUUAGUCAUACGACACUAUUGAUUGUCAUUUGACAUACAACAAGUCACAGGACACUUGACAGUUUGACAUUAUCAUGACAAUUUUAAUACAGGUCUAUCACUUGGCAGGAGACAAGAAAAAUACUUAUCACUUAAAUGACACCAAAAAAAAACAUAUUACUUAAAUGACAUCAAACUAUCAUUUUUUUAACUCACUCAUUCAUUAAUUGACACAAAUCUGACACUUCACAUCUACUUACCAGUCUUAGGACAGACACAGCUAUAGUCAUUGACAUUAUCUUGACACUUUGACACUUUUACACACGUCUUCUUACCAGUUGUAGGACAGACACAGCUGAAGACAAUGACACUAUAUUGACACUGACAUUU